AUGGCCAUUGCAAAGCAAAGCAUCUUGAGAUUUGGCUUCAAAUGUCUCUUCCUAGCAACUUUUAUGCUAGCCUGUGAUGGACAAGGUGGAAAGAGAGAGAAUGGUGGUCCUGCCUGUUACGGAGGAUUUGAUUUGUAUUUCAUUCUAGACAAAUCAGGAAGUGUCCUGCACCAUUGGAAUGAAAUAUAUCAUUUUGUGGAACACUUGGCCCGCAAGUUCAUAAGCCCCCAGCUGAGGAUGUCCUUCAUUGUUUUUUCAACCAGGGGGACAAUUCUAAUGAGGUUAACAGAAGACAGGGAACAGAUACGCCAGGGUCUGGAAGAGCUGCAGAAGGUCCUUCCGGGAGGUGACACAUACAUGCAUGAAGGAUUUGAAAGGGCAAGUGAACAGAUUUACUAUGAAAAUGUUCACGGUUACAGAACUGCAAGUGUCAUCAUUGCAUUGACAGAUGGAGAACUCCAUGAAGACUUAUUUUUCUACUCUGAGAGGGAGGCUAAUCGAUCGCGUGACCUGGGAGCAACAGUAUAUUGUGUUGGUGUGAAAGACUUCAAUGAGACCCAGCUGGCUAGAAUUGCCGACAGCAAAGACCAUGUCUUUCCAGUGAAUGAUGGUUUUGAAGCCCUUCAGGGGAUCAUAGACUCUAUUUUGAAAAAAUCCUGUAUAGAGAUUCUGGCGGCAGAGCCUUCCAGUAUAUGUGCAGGAGAGUCGUUUCAGGUUGUUGUGAGAGGAAAUGGAUUUCGACAUGCCCGUAAUGUUGACAGAGUGCUCUGCAGUUUCAGGAUCAAUGACACAGUUACUCUCAAUGAGAAGCCUUUUGUAGUGGAAGAUACCUACUUACUCUGCCCAGCACCUGUGCUACGAGAAGUUGGCAUGGAAGCAGCUCUUCAAGUCAGUAUGAACGAUGGUCUGAGCUUCAUCUCUAGCUCCGUCAUCAUCUCCAGCACACACUGUUCAGAUGGGACCAUCCUGGCUAUCGCUUUGUUGAUCCUCUUCCUUCUGCUGGCGUUGGUUCUUCUCUGGUGGUUCUGGCCUCUUUGCUGCACAGUGAUCAUCAAAGAGCCCCCUCCCCCUCCUGCAGAAGACAGUGAGGAGGAAGAUGAUGAUGGCCUUCCAAAGAAGAAAUGGCCAACAGUAGAUGCCUCUUAUUAUGGAGGACGAGGAGUUGGUGGCAUCAAACGAAUGGAGGUGCGCUGGGGAGAAAAGGGCUCCACGGAAGAAGGCGCUAAGUUAGAGAAAGCCAAGAAUGCCAGGGUCAAGAUGCCAGAACAGGAAUACGAGUUCCCUGAACCCAGGAACCUUGCGAACAACAUGCGCAGGCCUUCCUCUCCUCGGAAGUGGUACUCUCCAAUCAAGGGGAAAUUGGAUGCUCUCUGGGUCUUGCUGCGGAAAGGUUACGACCGUGUAUCUGUGAUGCGCCCACAGCCAGGAGACAAGGGCCGUUGCAUCAAUUUCACCAGGGUGAAGAACACAGAGGCCCCACCCAAAUACCCGCUCAACAAUGCAUACCCUCCGUCAUCUCCACCUCCAGCACCCAUCUACAACCCUCCGCCCCCA
Molecule: messenger RNA, 1554 nt
Organism: Cariama cristata (Red-legged seriema)
Lineage: Eukaryota; Metazoa; Chordata; Aves; Cariamiformes; Cariamidae
Gene: ANTXR1
Product: anthrax toxin receptor 1
Exons: 18
Cellular component (GO): membrane
Molecular function (GO): signaling receptor activity
Source: RefSeq, a predicted model, not a curated record